UUUCUCCACGGGUUAAUCCUUACUUGAGACUUUUGGAAGACGAAAUACGUUUUCGAUUUACUAUUGACUAGAAAUUAUAGGCAUAAAAACUGUAGACAAAAGUAUUGACAAUUAUUUUAAUGAUUGACUAUAAAACUAAGGAUUUAUUUCACGUGGAAGUUGAAAGUUAACCAUCGAUUACAUAAUGACGACAGUACCAAGAUAUCACACAGAUGUCUGGGUGGCCUUUGUCUUACAUCAGAUGAUCUUUAGAGGCAAUCAAUGAAAAUGUGCUCAGAAUAUUUCGUCAUUUUUACUUGGAUACAAGUACGUAAAGCUGACUGUGAUUUCAUUCAAGUACCUAAAUCUGACUUUGAUUCUGUGAUAAGGCUCGAAGCUGUGUUAAGUCGCUGUCUGUGAAAAGAACAUGGCACUGGGAAUGUAUUCUUUCAAGUUCUGGAAUGUUCCUCCCGUGGGUGCGACCCUGACGUGUGUCUGCCAAUUGUUGUGCCUGCACCUCCUCUCCUGCACCCUCGUGUCUUUCAGUUCCAGCCGUCUGCCCGGAUGUAGCGCCGCCCCUGUCGACGAUCAGACCUACUCAGUCCUGUUUGAAGGGGACAUCAUGCUCACACCAGAAGAAGCAGAAAAAUUUCUGACCCCAACAAGAAGCAGACAUAAAAGAAAAAUUACAGCAGAAGAAGACAAAAGAUGGCCGCUUCCCAUACCCUACAGAUUUAACGACAAUCCAAAAUAUUUUCUCAAUUCAACGGAAAAAGCUGUGAUUGAAUCAGCCAUCAAAGAGUUAAGUUCACUGACGUGUAUCUCAUUUCUAGAGGUCAACUCGUCCCAUCCCAACAAACCGAUUCUAGACUUCCGUAAGGAUGCUGGGUGCUGGUCAUACGUAGGGCGUGAAAAAACUUUCCAAUUUCAAGAACUUUCAACUUCAAAAGGUUGUUUUGAGAAAGGUACACUACUACACGAACUAGGACACGCCAUCGGCUUUUGGCACGAACAGUCACGGCCAGACCGGGAUGGUUACGUCAUAUAUCUAGAAGAAAAUGUCAAGCGUGGAGAAGAAUUUAAUUUUAAACGUGAGAACUGGGGUGAUAUUGAUAACAUCGGCGUCCCUUAUGACGUAGCAUCCAUCAUGCACUACGGAUCCACUUUUUUCUCCCAGAACGGUCAGGUGACCUUACAGACAAGAGAUCCUCUACUACAGAGGAACUUGGGUCAAAGGGAGGCUAUGUCAUUCUUUGAUGUCAAGUUAGCGAACCUGGCUUAUUGUAAAGAUGAAUGUCCGACGGCGACCUUCACCUGCCUCCACGACGGCUACCCUGACCCCAAAGACUGCAGCCGGUGUCGCUGUCCGGAUGGUCUGAGCGGAUCAGUGUGCCAAUACGCCGCUCCUGCUGUUGGUUCAAGCUGUGGCGGGCCUCUGUUUGUGGAGGACGGAGCCAAAUACACCAUCAAGUCUCCGGGCUUUCCGUGGGCUUACAUGGACGGGAUACAGUGUAACUGGCUGCUUCAGACUAAACCAGGUAUGCGCAUCCAUCUGGACGUCAAGCCUGAGAACUUCUUACGUCACCUGGACUGUCCCACGUCCAAUGUUUCAGUCUGCAGCGAUUAUCUGGAGAUAAAAUAUAAUCUAAGCUUCGGAUUUAGUGGCGCCAGGUUUUGCUGCGGUCUACCACCCAAUGACGUCAUCGUCAGCAGCGGUAACUCCAUGUUGGUUUUGUUUCGAACAACUCAGAAUGGGAUAGGUGGCUUCAGUGCUGAGGUGUACGCAGAAGCGUGCGGCGGCUGUUCUGACUCUAACGAGGCCCAGAAACCCUGUCACAUGACCCAGAUUGUCUCGUGCAAGCAGGAGUGGUACAAGAUGGAGUACAUACCCUGCCCAGUCUACAGCCCGCCCACUUACGCCUGUAACAAAUAUUUACCAAGAAAACACUCGCGCUUGAGCACGUGUGAGGUGGAGAAGGAGAGGUGCUGCAAGGGAUUUACGCUCAAGGCUGGCCUGUGUGUCCAUGAUGACGUGGUAGCUACAACAACGGACGUGUCAGAUAGCAACACAACACAACAAACAACGACAAAUCAGGUGACACAGGAGCCGCCAUUGGGCUGGACAUCUUGGUCCAGCUGGUCAACUUGUACCGCGUCAUGUGGCGGAUGUGGCAAGAGAGGGCGCACACGAACCUGUGCCAACAGCUCGCUAUGCAGGGGUCAGACUGUAGAAAGUGAAACCCAGGUGUGUAAUGUCCAGCCGUGUCCAAACAUGCAGGCCUACGCCUGUCCUCAGGUCACUAAAGAAGAAUAUAAUUGUGGCUGGCUCAGGAACUGCACCAGGACAAAAACAGAAAUGAAGGAGUGUGUGACACGAUGUUGUCCUAACUACGAGGACAAAAAUGGCGUCUGUCAGCCCGUAUCAUCCAUACGAAAACGAAGAAGGAGAAAGUAGUUUCAGCCAUCUUGGUCACGAUGUGUUGAAAGUGUGUCGGGGAAUGAUGUGUUGCUGGUGUGUCGGUGAUGUGUUGCUGGUGUGUCGGUGAUGUGUUGCUGGUGUGUCGGUGAUGUGUUGCUGUGUGUCGGUGAUGUGUUGCUGGUGUGUGGGGAGAUGAUGUGUUGCUGGUGUGUCGGUGAUGUGUUGCUGGUGUGUCGGUGAUGUGUUGCUGGUGUGUCGGAACAUGAUGUGUUGGUGGUGUGUCGGUGAUGUGUUGCUGGUGUGUCGGGACAUGAUGUGUUGCUUGUGUGUCGGUGAUGUGUUGCUGGUGUGUCGGUGAUGUGUUGAAAGUGUGUCGGGGAAUGAUGUGUUGCUGGUGUGUCGGUGAUGUGUUGCUGGUGUGUCGGUGAUGUGUUGCUGGUGUGUCGGUGAUGUGUUGCUGGUGUGUGGGGAGAUGAUGUGUUGCUGGUGUGUCGGUGAUGUGUUGCUGGUGUGUCGGUGAUGUGUUGCUGGUGUGUCGGUGAUUUGUUGCUGGUGUGUCGGUGAUGUGUUGCUGGUGUGUCGGGGCAUGAUGUGUUGCUGGUGUGUCGGUGAUUUGUUGCUGGUGUGUCGGUGAUGUGUUGCUGGUGUGUCGGGGCAUGAUGUGUUGCUGGUGUGUCGGUGAUGUGUUGCUGGUGUGUGGGGAGAUGAUGUGUUUCUGGUGUGUCGGUGAUUUGUUGCUGGUGUGUCGAGGCAUGAUGUGUUGGUGGUGUGUCGGUUAUGUGUUGCUGAUGUGUCGGUUAGGUGUUGCUGGUGUGUGGGGGGUGAUGUGUUGCUGGUGUGUCGUGCCAUGAUGUGUUGCUGGUGUGUCGGUGAUGUGUUGCUGGUGUGUCGUGCCAUGAUGUGUUGCUGGUGUGUCGAGGCAUUAUCUGUUGGUGUUUUGUAGCUCCAAGACCACAGCUAACAUGCAGGCUGUCAAGUUUCUAGAAUAUUCUAAGCAGCUCCGAUUUGACCUGGCUUGUAGCAGGUAGAGGCUGCCGAUUUUGUUGUACUUGACGAGAUCAAAGCUCCAUAAAUGGUUGUACUUGAUGACAUCAGAGCUUCAUAAAAAUGAUUGUACUUGAUGACAUCAGCGCUCCAUAAAAUGGUUGUACUUGAUGACAUCAGCGCUCCAUAAAAUGGUUGUACUUGAUGACAUCAGCGCUCCAUAAAAUAGUUGUACUUGAUGACAUCAGAGCUUCAUAAAAAUGGUUGUACUUGAUGACAUCAGCGCUCCAUAAAAUGGUUGUACUUGAUGACAUCAGCGCUCCAUAAAAUGGUUGUACUUGAUGACAUCAGCGCUCCAUAAAAUGGUUGUACUUGAUGACAUCAGAGCUUCAUAAAAAUGGUUGUACUUGAUGACAUCAGCGCUCCAUAAAAUGGUUGUACUUGAUGACAUCAGAGCUCCAUAAAAUGGUUGUACUUGAUGAGAUCAGCGCUCCAUAAAAUGGUUGUACUUGAUUUAUCAGCGCUCCAUAAAACUAAUGUGAUAAUGUCAAGGUCCAUGUUUUGUUGGCCAUAGUAGCGUGUUGUAGUGAAAGCAUAGGACGAAAACUUUAGUUUGUUGAUGUAGAAAAUAAAUAAAAAUGUUGAUCAUACUUGACUAGUGGGUCAAGACUACCAGUAGCUUGACUGGACUUUGUAAAUAUAUUUAGCCUGUAAUUGAUUAGGAUAUUGUGUUGUGCAUGUAGUCUAUUUUAAUUGUAGACAUCAACGUAUAAUGAAGUAGUUUUUUUUUAUAAAUGUUCACCUAGUAACCACUAGCUCGAUUUGUAUGACAUGAUGGCGGAUGGGAGGGGGGGUGUACACAGUAUGUAGGUAUAAAGUAUUAUUUUAUGACGUCAUUCUCUUCUUUUUAUGUCAUGUAAUGGGGAUAAAAUCAAAUCAUUUGGCUUGGACGAUCUCCUUGUCGAAAAAUUGGAUAUUUUAUUUCAGUCAAUAUUGUAAUGUGAAGAUUAUUUACACUAUGACAGUUCACAUUUUUAAUUCAAUCUUGUUAUGUGGAGAUUUUUAUACUGUGACAUUUGGUCUUUUCUUUUCGAUGUUUUCUUUUUACAAUAAAUA
Messenger RNA from Physella acuta, 4498 nucleotides. RefSeq names its product zinc metalloproteinase dpy-31. Gene Ontology annotation, biological process: molting cycle, collagen and cuticulin-based cuticle; proteolysis. Lineage: Eukaryota; Metazoa; Mollusca; Gastropoda; Physidae. Gene Ontology annotation, molecular function: metalloendopeptidase activity; zinc ion binding. The record is from RefSeq and is a predicted model, not a curated record.